GAGAAACUGACCGUCUGGUUAAAGAGAGAGAAACUGACCAUCUGGUUAAAGAAAGUGAUAAAGACCAUAAUAAAAGAUGAGAGCAGAACUGAACUGACCGGUCUGUUUCCCGCAGCUCCAACAUGAACUCUUCCUCCUCUGAUGUGAACCAAAGCAGCUCUCCUUUCUGCCUGCUGGGCCUGGGAUACUCCUACAACCUCAACACCUGCGUGCUGGAGGUGUCCGUCAUUCUCUUCCUCACCAUCCUCAUCAUCAGCGGCAACCUGGUGGUGAUCUUUGUGUUCCACUGUGCUCCACUGCUUCACCACCACACCACCAGCCACUUCAUCCAGACCAUGGCCUACGCAGACCUCCUGGUGGGGGUGAGUUGCCUGGUGCCCUCCCUGUCCCUGCUCCACUACCUCAAGGGGCUGGAUGAGGAGCUCACCUGUAAGGUGUUUGUCUACCUGGUGUCUGUGCUGAAGAGUGUGUCCAUGGCGUCUCUGGCAUGUAUUAGUGUUGACCGCUACAUCGCUAUCACACGGCCGUUCUCCUAUGCUACGCUGGUCACACCGUGUCGCCUGCGCGUCUGUAUCGGCCUCAUCUGGCUCUACUCCGCCCUCAUCUUCCUGCCCUCCCUCUUCGGGUGGGGGAAGCCUGGCUACCACGGAGAUAUAUUUAGCUGGUGUGCAACCUCGUGGCAGACCGAUCCGGGCUUCAGCUCAUUCAUCGUGGCUCUGCUGUAUGCUCCAGCCACCCUCACUGUGUGUUUCACCUAUGGGAGUAUCUUCCGCAUCUGCCGUCAGCACACCCGCAAGAUCACCCAACGCCUCACACGCUUCGGCCCCCAGGGAAACGAGAGGGGCGAGCGUGGUGAAGGGUGCCUGGAUAAGCGCUACGCCAUGGUGCUGUUCCGAAUUACCAGCGUGUUCUACGUGCUCUGGAUGCCCUACAUCGUCUACUUCCUGCUGGAGAGCGCCGGCCUCUAUUGCCACCUGGUGGCCUCCUUCCUCACCACAUGGCUAGCCAUCAGCAACAGCUUCUGCAACUGCCUCAUCUAUAGUCUCUCCAACAGCAUGUUCCGGAAGGUCCUGGGCCGCCUGUUCACGUCACUUUUCUCCCCCUGUCUGGAACUGGACUGCUGCACCGAGGGGAAGAAGGGUCCUGCUCCACCCAGCCAGCGCCCAGCCCAGGCCUGCUAG
Molecule: messenger RNA, 1181 nt
Organism: Salvelinus namaycush (lake trout)
Lineage: Eukaryota; Metazoa; Chordata; Actinopteri; Salmoniformes; Salmonidae
Product: probable G-protein coupled receptor 21
Exons: 1
Coding region: 123-1181 (352 amino acids)
Biological process (GO): G protein-coupled receptor signaling pathway
Cellular component (GO): membrane
Molecular function (GO): G protein-coupled receptor activity; peptide binding
Source: RefSeq, a predicted model, not a curated record